AUGAAAGUCAACCUCUUCUCGACAUUCCUCAUUUUUGGUCUCUUGACUCACGUCUUUGCUAAUGUAGCGAAGCCUCGCUCCUUCCGUAGUGUCAAGAGAUAUGAAGACGCUAUCUUGAUCUCAAGAGCAGAACCGGCUGAUGGUGGUGCCUCGCCAGGCGGUUCCUCUCCUGGUGCCCAAGGGUCCCAGAACUCUCCUGGUAAAGAUAGCUCUUCUCAGCAGAAGCCCGCUCAACAGCAAGAGAAACCCGCGCAGCAACAGCCAGCUCAGCAACAGCCAGCGCAGCAACAGCCAGCGCAGCAACAGCCAGCGCAGCAACAGCCAGCGCAACAGCAGCCAGCUCAGCAACCCAAGCCCAGUCCUCAACCGAAGCCAGCUGAACAACAAAAGCCUGCAUCAGACCAAAAGCCGGCCCAACAAGAACCAGCUCAGCAACCAAAAGAGACCCCCAAAAACCCCGCCCAGCAAGCGCCGGGGUCGCACCAGACUCAGGGUAAAGUUCCUGAUCAACAACCAAAUCGUCAACCAGCAGCCGGAGGGGAUGGCAAACAAGCCCAAAAAUCACAGAGCCAAGGUCCUGCAGCAGAUCAACCAGCUCGGACAAAGGCGGCGGGAGAACCCAAUGCCGGGAGGCCUACUCAGAAUGCCGAAUCAAAUCAAAAGCCGACAGGUAUGGCGGGUGAUCAAGUAGUAAAGUCCCGGGACCAGCAGGAUGGAAGACCAACAGCUCAAUCAAAUCCAGCCAAGUCACAAGGCGCCCAAAACAAAGCAGGAGACGGCAGCUCAGAGCGUGAGUCUCUACCCACCGGUAAUGGAAGGAGUGGCAAUCAAGCCCAUUCAGCCGUACCUACCAAUGGAAAUGGCGGUGAGCAAAAGGAGCAGCGGACCGAAGGCCACGGCAGUUCAAGGGCCUACCCAACAGGUGGCGCAUUUCAAACAUCAGGAGCAGGAGGUCAAUUCCUUGACCGGGAAGAAAUUGCGAAGCCCACCCAUACAAACGACGGAGGUGUUGGAGACGCUUCUAAUUCAGCAGACCCAAGGGCUUCCGCACUGAAGACCGAUGAACGUGGCCUUGCAGAUCAAACUACACCUGCAGGAGCAGCCAACACAAACUCUGGCAAGGCUGGUAACACUGCAGCUGGACAUUCGCCCACUGGUACGAAUCCUAAAGAGAGCGGCAAUGCCAAAAGUAAGCCGAGUGAAGCUGCUACUCAGACUAAAGGCCAAGGUCAAGAUACAAACUCAAAGCAGACAGCUCAUCCAACAUCUGGACAAGACAAUGAACGGAAAACUUCUGAAGGAGCACAAACGCCUACAGGUCAUCAUACGACUGGGGAUGGAAGUAAUGAGAGUAAGACUCGCUCCGCGGAGAAGGGUGCUUCGACCGAUUCGCGUACAGGUGGUGAUAAAAGCAAAGGGACUCAGACUGGUUCCGCUGACAAGGACAGUCCCACAAGCAAGCCUACUGGACAUCCUACGGGUGAUGCAACAACUGGGAAAGAAGAGAGCGAUUCCCAUCGUGCCACUGGAACUCCGACUGCUGCAGGCAAGAGUGGCGAUCAAACUCGUACAGGCAAAGCUACAAGUCAUCCUACUGGUGAUGCGACAACAGGCAAUGGAGACAAGAGUGGAUCUCAUCAAGCCACUGGGAGCCCGACUGCUGGAUCUGGAGGGAGCAGCGUCUCAUCGGGUGGGGAAGAGCCCACAUCUGGAAGUGAAGGUAAUAGCGGCUCCCACGGUGCAACGCCUAGCCCAACGGCUCGAUCUGGAGGGAGCAGCGUCUCUGCGGGUGGGGAAGAGCCCACAUCUGGAGAUGGAGGUAAUAGCGGGCAAUCUGCCACACCUACACCUGCACCAGGAAGCAACAGUCAAUAUCCCAAUGGAGACACCCAUGUUUGGGCUCGAAGUGCUACAGUCUUUUCUGACAUAGGACUUCCUUCUGCAACUAUUCCAAGAGCUUCAGCUAUCCCGUCCCAGUCGAUAGACGGCCCACUUCCUACCAAUUCCUGCAGUGGAGUCGCCAAACAAAAGCAAGCCCUUAGAGAUCAAGGCGGUACGGAUGAAGACUACGCCAUCUCCUCAAUGGAGAAUUUCGGCGAUAAUUGUGGCUACGAUCAAAUCCAGCCUGCUAGUACGGACAAUAAAACCGGUGAUUCCAUGAAUUGCGGCCCUUUCAGGAAUAAUGUUGGUACUAUCAAAAAGGCUUGUACCGACGUCACUGCAGGUGGCGCAUCGGAUGACGAGAUUUGUGAUCGUCUCAAGGAUACCACAACGGCCCUGAAUUGCCAGCACGCACAGAUCGAUAAAUGGGGUCAAGAGGGGUUUUACCAGAUGCAGAGAUGUGGCCACAUGUGUUCUACCGAUACAAGCGAUCAGCAAAACUACCAGUGUGUCCUUGGUGAUGAUGGCAAACCCAAACCGGGGACGGGAACUUGCCAGGACGAGACCAACGCUUAUAACGCUGCAAUCGAUCAUGUCACUAAUUUUGCAAAUCAGAAUCCAAAUAAUGAUCUCUCGGGUGGAUAUUAUUUGCAUCCGAUAUGA
Messenger RNA from Bacidia gigantensis, 2544 nucleotides. RefSeq lists its product as uncharacterized. Bases 1 to 2544 code for a protein of 847 amino acids. NCBI's taxonomy places the organism in Eukaryota, Fungi, Ascomycota, Lecanoromycetes, Lecanorales, Ramalinaceae. The record is from RefSeq and is a predicted model, not a curated record. The transcript has 7 exons.